Molecule: messenger RNA, 2893 nt
Organism: Exophiala oligosperma
Lineage: Eukaryota; Fungi; Ascomycota; Eurotiomycetes; Chaetothyriales; Herpotrichiellaceae
Exons: 5
Coding region: 154-2616 (820 amino acids)
Biological process (GO): DNA-templated transcription; regulation of DNA-templated transcription
Molecular function (GO): zinc ion binding; DNA-binding transcription factor activity, RNA polymerase II-specific; DNA binding
Source: RefSeq, a predicted model, not a curated record
GUCUUCUCUUGGUUGCACCAGUGGUCUAUGAUGUGCUGUAGACGUCAAGUCAAUCUUGGAGUCGCUGCGAGGUCGCAUGCGCAUUUGAGAACAAAGCGUCGACACCCUGUCAUCCGAACAACCCAUCGUUCAUAUUUUGCAAGACCUUGAAGAAUGUAUGAAGUCGGAGGCUCCAAGGAUCCAGACCGGAUUACCACACCACAGAAAAGGACGCGCCGAGCCUGUGUAAGGUGUCGUCGUCAAAAGCUUCGAUGUGACGAUUAUCGACCAUGUGCACUCUGUGUUCGGGCAUGUGUCGAAUGCGAAGAGACGGUCAAGCGGCCAAGAAAAUCUAAGACGGGGCGCGACUCAACUGUCUUGUCCAUUCUCCCCAAAACAAGUGUGGAAAAUACAACUCCAGUCUCGGCAUCGGAUCAUUCUCAUCCAUUUGAAUCGUUGGCCCCCAACGACAAUGGAACGCCCGAACGCACGCCGCAAACCACGCAACAGGCCCCCUCUCCCUUUCGCGAGCGUACAUCGACAUUCAGCCUAGUCGAAAAUGUGUUUCGUGAUCACAACGCCAGUUCUGCACAAGUCUCAGCGACAGAUGCGCUGCCAGACAGCAGACCACGUAAUCCGAAAGCACGUCCUGGUGGAAGCAAUGUGUCAGUGCGAGAGAUCAUGGGGAUCGACCUUCCUCCACCUACCGUGACCAACUUUCUAUUUUCGUCCUUUCUGAAGAACUAUCACUGGCAUCUCAUGACCUUUCACGCUCCUUCAUUCCACGCGGAACUUCAGCAAAUUAUGGACAGUGGAACGGUACCUGUCGACCGCUUCCCCUUUCUGAUGCUCGUGUUGAUCGUCCUGGCAAUUGGUGCUCGAUAUCCCUCGUCGGAUGCUGCACAAGAGCUUUGUCCGGGAGUUGACCUACAUCAAUUGGAAACAGUCCUGAUAGCCAACAUCGAGCAGAAUUUCCUUCGCACCUUGGAUGAUACUUCUCUCGAAAGUGUCACUUUCACCUUCCUCCUAACUUCGUACUCUCUGUACAACCUCAACCCGAGGCGUGGAUACAAAUUGUUUCAGUCUGUCGUCCGAGAUGCACAACUCUUGAACCUGCAUUCUGAGUCAGCGUGGAAUGUCCAGAACCCUGUAUCGAAAGAAGUCAGGAGACGCAUCUGGUGGACCGUGUACGGCUCUGACGGGUUUGCGGCCCUGGUUUUCGGAAAACCACGUCUCAUCUCGGAUACGAGCGACGAGGUUGGGAUGCAGGAAGAUAUCGACGACACCAAUAUCACAUGUCCAGGUAUCGAAUCACAAGAACCCAGAGAACACGGAAUACUCAGACCUGUUACGAUCCUGUCCUACCACCGAUAUAAAGCCCUCCUUUAUAAACUUGGAGAACCUAUAACGCGAAACGUGUACUUCCACAGACACGCGGAGACUAACCGGGUCAUAGACGAAGUUCACCAAAUACAUCGAAGGCUUCUUGACUGGCGCGGGGCCCUUCCACCAGAACUGAAGCUCGACUCUGUUGCUGGGAGAGGGACGACAGUGGAGCAAGCGUCGUCCCGCAACACCUUCAAACUCCAGGCGCUUGCUCUUGGCUUAGCCUACGAUAACAUGCAAAUUGUUUUGCAUCGGUCGCUAAUUGCUUAUGGGGACGCUCGCGAAGAUUCUAACACACCAACGACAACUACAAAGAGACAAGGAAGAAGCCGUGGCCAGGAAGUUGACGCAGCCGAGGCGAUAAAAGCCAGUCGGAACCAGUGUUGGGAAUCUGCGAUGCGAACAUCAAUGCUAGGUCAAUAUCCCGAUGUCCUCGAGCUCCUCAGGACCACCCCUGUAGCAGCUUACUUUGCAAUUCACGCGCUCACCGCUGGGGUCAUGCUUGGAAUAUUCGCCUUGACAGAUCCGUGUUCAGAACGCGCUCAGACGGCGAAACUUGGCAUCUCUCGCCUCAUACAGAUGCCUACCGACUUCAACUUUCGCGAGGCCGCCUGGCAACAGUGUGCAGACAUUUUGGAGAACCUGCUUCGCUUGAUACUGUCGGAAGAGAUGAAGGUCUUGGUCACCGGACGGCAGCACAACAAGUUAAGUGGCCGCGCUCCCGAAGGGCGACGGACGGAAGCCUCACAGGAUAGCCAGCAUCUCGUUCAAUUUUCUACCAGUGUCCAGGACGCUUCUGCGGGGAUAAUAGAAGCCGACCAGAACCAUCAUCAACCAGGACAAGCCAUGGGCGAGGGUAACUUUCCGAGAUCUGCGGAUGUAUUGCCGGAGACUUGCAUGUCUUGGUCGAACGAAAGAUAUACCCAACAGCCGAGACCUGACAUUGUGUCUCCAAGUUUGCAAUCCACCAUCACCCCUACGGAGGACUUUGGCAAUGCUCUGUCAUCAUUGCAGAACAUGUUCCGGGACAAUGGAUCAUCGUUUGGGUUCGGCCACUCUGACGGCACGGCCCGUUACGCUCCCACAAACCAAACUUUUGGCUCGACAAUGCAGCGACAGUCGAAUGCCUCCAUCACGGGCACGAACGUUAAUCAGAUGCAUUCGGAAAUGGAUUUCUUGACGGGGUCGUUUCCGUCGUUCCAAGACGCAAGCCAAUCGUGGCUCUGGAACGAUGGCAUGUCAUUUAUGUAAAUGCAAAUGACAUCCAAAUCACCCUGGGCACAUGUCUCAACGGGUUGAUUGUGGAAUGUAUGAAUUCAGAAAGGAGAGAAGGGAGAGGUUGUCCCGCGUACAGUCAAUGGAACACGUGAUGUACCCCCUAAUCGAUAGGAGCAAGCAUCGCCUUGUACAGAGUACUAUGAUCAAGAUUGUCCACUAUCUGAGCCAGAGUUGGGCUGUUUGUCAAAGCAUGUGGCAUUGGCGAUUUUCUGGGCCUUACGAGUGUCUAUUAAUGGUGACAAGGCUGACU